Messenger RNA from Nymphaea colorata (pocket water lily), 896 nucleotides. RefSeq lists its product as uncharacterized. The transcript is spliced from 2 exons. NCBI's taxonomy places the organism in Eukaryota, Viridiplantae, Streptophyta, Magnoliopsida, Nymphaeales, Nymphaeaceae. The coding region runs from base 115 to 753 and encodes 212 amino acids. The record is from RefSeq and is a predicted model, not a curated record. Gene Ontology annotation, molecular function: cysteine-type endopeptidase inhibitor activity.
AAACAUUAAUCCGACUUCCCUUCAGCUCCUCCUGCUUCAGAAGUUCCUUCGUUUGCCUUUUAUUUUCUCAUUAGAGAAGAGAACCAAUACCAUUUUUUAAAGCAGCCAGCAGCCAUGGGUCGACGCUUCCUUCCUGUGCUUCUCGUCGUCCUGACCUCAAUGGCAGCCAUGGCUGCAGCCACAAACUGGGUCGUUGUUCCAAAUGUUGAGAAAGACAGCCAUGUUCAAAGCUUGGGCAAGUAUGUUGUAGACACACAGAACAACCCGUACCUCAAAUUCAUAAAGGUGGUGUAUGCAGAGGUGUUGAACCGUGGCACUGAGCACUAUACCUACAAGCUGGUCAUUUGCCUGGUAGAAGGAACCCGCACUGCAUAUUACUCCAGCGAAAUCCUGCAGGACCUUGGGGCACCCAACCAGCCACCAGUGCUCAACAUAGCCUCCUUCAACCCUACCUCCUACUCGCCUAAGCCAAACCCCAACUGGAUCACCAUCCCUAACGAUGGACGUGCCUGGAACUUGUGUUCCUUUGCUGUGAAGAGGUACAACAGCCAGAACCAUGCUUCUCUCAGGCUCUCGGAGGUGGUGUUUGGGCAGAUGUUGGAUCGCGGCACUGAGCAUUUCACCUACCACUUCACCAUUAGGGUUUCCGAUCGAUAUUACGUGGAGAAGACAUACAAGAUCGAAGUGUUCCAAGACCUGUCGGCACCAGGCCAGCCACCGGUCCUCAACUUGGGAUACUUCCAAGCCCUCUAGAUUAAUUACUGUUGCCUCAAAACAGUUUUAUAUGUAUUUGCUUCAAGAAUAAAUGCUGCGGCAUAAACUUAAAAUGUAAUAAGUGAAUGUAAUUGCACGUACACAGUGCAAUGGUUGUAAUGCCUCCUUUGAAUAAAUUUGUG